Messenger RNA from Trichoderma virens Gv29-8, 1287 nucleotides. RefSeq lists its product as uncharacterized. Gene Ontology annotation, cellular component: cytoplasm; ubiquitin ligase complex. The transcript is spliced from 2 exons. Gene Ontology annotation, molecular function: ubiquitin conjugating enzyme binding; ubiquitin protein ligase activity; zinc ion binding. NCBI's taxonomy places the organism in Eukaryota, Fungi, Ascomycota, Sordariomycetes, Hypocreales, Hypocreaceae. The coding region runs from base 1 to 1287 and encodes 428 amino acids. The record is from RefSeq and is a predicted model, not a curated record. Gene Ontology annotation, biological process: ubiquitin-dependent protein catabolic process; positive regulation of proteasomal ubiquitin-dependent protein catabolic process; protein polyubiquitination.
AUGUUUGACGAAAUUGACCAGGAAACUCUUAAUUUAAUCAUCGAGAUUCAGUUGCAGGAUGCCAAAAAUUUGAUAAGAGGAAAGCACCGCGAUGGCGAGCAACCCGAUACCGAGCUCGCAAUGCAGCUGUAUUGUCGCGAGCUCGAGUCCUUGGCCACGAUACGUUCUGACCACGCCAUGGGCCGUAGUAUGGCUCAUGCUGUCUUGUUAGAUGGCGAUACGAUCAGAAGCCAUCUUGAGGAAGAACAGCAAGCUGCGCGUGACCGAGAGUAUGCGAUCAAUGGAGAACCUUCAGCAGCAGUAUCAGGCACAGCGACACCAGACACGGUCAUCGAAGAUGAGAUGAUCAAGAAGCUUGCAGCCCUAUACAUUGGCUUUGAUGAUGAAGAGUACCCGACAGCUGGCGAAUCUUCGUCCGCACAGGCAAAGAGGACCAGCAAAUCGGCCUCAGCCAGUCUACGGCGACGAUGUCUCGCCUGCACGGCGGACGUUCCCUUCUUUGAAAUGGUGCAAUGUCCCUGCUCACACGAAUACUGUCGCGGAUGUAUAGCGGAAUUGUUCAAAGCGGCCAUGAGUGAUGAAUCCCUCUUUCCUCCUCGCUGCUGUGGCCAAUCGAUACCUCUCGGCAUUAAUCAGAUAUUCUUGACUGCAGAGCUGGUUGGAGAAUAUCGGGCAAAGGAGUUGGAGUACAACACGCCGAAUAGGACAUACUGUCACCAGCCUACUUGUUCUGCUUUUAUUCCUCUACAAUUUAUUCAAGGAGACACCGCAAUAUGUAUAAAGUGUCGGAGCGAGACCUGCACUAUUUGCAAGGGCCCAUCGCAUGACGAUCACUGCCCUGAAGAUAUGGCGACAUUGGAUGUUCUCCGUAUUGCGUCGGAGAACGGCUGGCAGAGAUGUUACUCAUGUCGUAGGGUGGUUGACUUGAGUACAGGAUGCAACCAUAUAACAUGCCGAUGUGGUGCCCAAUUUUGUUACGUCUGCGGAUUGCAGUGGAAAACCUGCACCUGUGAUCAAUGGGAUGAAAAUCGAUUGAUCGAUCGAGCAAAUGUUCUCGUUGAUCGGGAUGCAGAAGGGCAUCAAUUAGGGAGAGCACAGCGAGCUGCUCUUGUGGAACGCGCAAGACAUGACUUGGUUCAAAAUCAUCAGUGCUUGCACCAGAGAUGGAGAUCUCGUCGCGGCGCGUUUCGAUGCGACGAGUGUCACGACCGAAUGCCGGAUUACAUAUAUGAAUGCCGCGAUUGUCGCAUUCUAGGAUGUCGAAGGUGCCGGUACAAUCGCCUUUGA